UUGAAACCGUCGCGCUAGUUUGAUGAGGAACAUGUAUUUUGGUUCAAAUUUGGUAGAAAUUUGCUCAGAUAUCGUUUUUGAUGGUGCAGAAAGGUCUUAGAGAAGUAAUGUUUGAUGUGGAUGAGCCAAUUUCAGAUUACCAAAAAGUUAUUCGAGAGCGAGCAUCUCAAAGCCUCGGACCUCUCAGAUAUGCGUUCAAUUCUCCUGUUAAAUCACCUGGCUCCAGGAAGUAUAAAGGCGAUUCCUACAGCUCAGCAGUCACAAGGCUAAAGACUUUGCUUCAGCAGUACAAUGACUCACAGAUUUUGGAGCCAAGAGCUGCAGCUACUUCUCAGUCAAUUGGAGCAGUACCAGACAGGAGCCAUUUGCCCAACACAGAUGAAGUAACACAACUUUUGAACAACCAGUUCACUGUAUUACAAUACCUUGAGGGCCAAGUUGAGUUCUACAAGGAUGCCCUGGAGUCUCUAAAACAAAGAGCAGAACUUGUGAUUACAGAAAAUGAAAAUCUGUUUGAUCAGCUCAAGACUCAAGCCAUUUCUCAAGUGCUAUCAACAGGAGAACAAAGCAAGUCUGAGGAACAAUUUCCAUCGGGCCCCACAUCAGGGGAUCCAAAACAAGGGUUGGGUAGGUCACAGACAGAGGACAGCACCAUCAGUGAUGAUGGGGAUGAUGAUGAGGUGAGGCAGGGGCAAGGCACCUUGCCAACUGUGCUUCAUGAACACAGCAAAGCACAGCCAGUGAGGGGCUUGAAGAAAAUGGACAGGGAAACUAUGAGUACAAAAGAACUUGGUUUACAUGAUGUAGUACCAAGUGAAAGGGAUCCCAGGAGAUCCUUGAUGCCAUCUGUCAUGCAAAGAUCAGCACUUGAAUCUUCCUUUGGAAUAAGUAACCUUGAUUCCCAGUUAUUUAUGUCUGCCAAUGAAAGAAAAUUUGUUAACCAGCUUGAAGAAGAGGUGGAGAAAAUCCGGAAACUGCAUGAAGCAAAGACAAGACAUCUGGAGUCUCUUCUUUAUUCAACAAGAGAUGAACUUGAAGACUACCAGAGGCAGUUAUCAGAGCUGCAAGCAAAAUUAAGAGCUCAAAAAGUAUUAGAGGAUCAGAGAGGUCAACCAGCCUUGUGCGUCAAAUGUGGGCAUCAUUCUGCCGUUUUGUCCAAUACACACAGUGAAGCAGCCAUAGACACAAUCAAUCAACUGACAAAAGAGAGGGAUGAUUUGAUGAACAUGCUGACAGGGCAGAAAGCCGUCUUAGCUGAGGUUCGCCAGCGGGAGUUUGAAGCUUACAACCAAGUGAAAAAGAGCUGUAAUAUGGUGGAACAGGCUCAGCUAGAAAAGGCAGAGGCCAUCAUUCAUGUUCGCCAGCUCCGAGAAGAUUUGCGGAAAGAACGAGAGCGACACGAAAACAGUAUGAGAAUGUUCAGCGAAAAAAUGGACAUGGAGAGGAAAAAGGUGCAAGAAGCAUGUCGGGAGGAAGUCAGUGGUCUUGUUAAACAGAUAGAAUCUUUAAGAGAGGCUCAGUCAGCGCUGGAGAACCAACUAGAACGGCUAACACGCGAAAAGGUCGACCUUAUGGCAGAGCUGGAACAAGCAAAUAGCCAAAUCCUGGCGAAUGCAUCUGAAAUUUCUAAGGCUAAUGAGACUGUGGAGAAAGAACUUGAACAGACACAAAUGAGAUUGUCAACUGCUUCACAAGAAUUGCACUCAGUCAAAGCAACUACUCAGCAAGCGCAGAGGGAAAGAGAGCAGGAGAGAACACGGCUGACGAGUGAAAUGGAUGAACUUAGACGGCGUCUCCAAGAAGCUGAACACUCGUGGAUGCAAUGUAAAGAGGACUGCAUUAGAUUUACUGAAAGACUCAAUAAUGCAGAGCGAGAAGCUAAAGGUGCCAUAGCUGCGAAAGAAAAGCUGGAGAAAACUAGGGCGGAAGAUUUCGAACAACUCCGAAAACAAAGCGGACAGAGAGAUGAGCAACUUACCACGCUCUUACAAGAGACAGAAACAAGGCACACUCAGUGUAGAACUGAAUUGCAGCAGAUGCUCGAGGCUGAGAUUCAUGUGUGCAACAAAAUGAAAGAAGAGUGCAAGAGACUCACUCAGCAGUUGGAAGAUUCCGCUGAGAAAUCAAGUGCCAAGGUACAAGAUGCAAACAAGGAAUGCAGUAAGUUGAAGAAGAAACUUGACGAAUCUGUGGCACGGAGGCGGACUUUAGAGGAACAAAACACGAAAAAAGACAAACGUAUACAUGAAUUGCAGUCUCGUCUCAAACAGAACGACGAGAACACUCGCAAGCAAGUAGAUCAGAUGUGUCAGUUGCUUUCCACACGAAAUAACUUGAUGAAGGAACGAAAAAUUUUGAGUCAAGAAGUCGAAUUCUUGAGAAAGCAGUUGAUCGCGAAGAUACCCUCUGAACCUGUGACACCCUUUAUGGAGACU
This is a messenger RNA of Pocillopora damicornis (cauliflower coral), 2435 nucleotides long. RefSeq names its product serologically defined colon cancer antigen 8 homolog. The record is from RefSeq and is a predicted model, not a curated record. Gene Ontology annotation, biological process: centrosome cycle; establishment of cell polarity; tube formation. Lineage: Eukaryota; Metazoa; Cnidaria; Anthozoa; Scleractinia; Pocilloporidae. Gene Ontology annotation, cellular component: centriole; centrosome.